Messenger RNA from Metarhizium robertsii ARSEF 23, 780 nucleotides. RefSeq lists its product as uncharacterized. Gene Ontology annotation, molecular function: inositol phosphoceramide synthase regulator activity. Gene Ontology annotation, cellular component: inositol phosphoceramide synthase complex; Golgi membrane. The record is from RefSeq and is a predicted model, not a curated record. NCBI's taxonomy places the organism in Eukaryota, Fungi, Ascomycota, Sordariomycetes, Hypocreales, Clavicipitaceae. Bases 1 to 780 code for a protein of 259 amino acids. The transcript has 2 exons. Gene Ontology annotation, biological process: inositol phosphoceramide metabolic process.
AUGUCGAAGUUUACAAGACUAUAUCUAAGGGCUCCGCGACCACAGAAUUUAUUUGGCCUAGUGAGCCUUCAGACUGGAACGGAACUUAUCUCAUUGGCGCUGGUUUUCAACAAGGUCUCGGGAGUUUAUGGACUGUUGGCGAUUUUGACGGGUUACCAGCUAUCUUUACUCCAACUGUCGACGUAUGUGUACUCGAUCGGUGUCCUGGGACUGCUCGUGUAUCUAAUUCCCCAUAUCCGACGACAGAGUCCUUUCGAAUGCUUGGCAUUAGCAUGGUUAUACAUUCUCGACACGACGAUAAACGGAGCUUAUACGGCCGCGUUUGGGCUUGACUGGUAUUUUGCGAACACUACAAACAACGGAUCGGAUUCGGCAUCUACAUCUCUCCCAGGCAUUGUUGCACAAGGGUUUGACGGCCUUCGGCGAGAGCGCGCUGUUCACGGCAAGGCUGUACCUCAGGAGACGGCUACUAGCAUGGUAUUGAUUGUGGGACUUACCCUCAUUCGAGUGUACUUCAGCCUUGUGGUGAUGGCAUUUGCACGCCAAGUAUUGCAAAAAUACAUGCAAUUGAUGAUCCUUGAAGGACCCGGUGUGGAUGAGAACGAAGGACCCUUCGCUGCUGACCUUCCAGACGGUGACGGUCGAAAAGGACGACUGGGCAGACUCAUGGUGUCUUUGGGCAAGCGGUACUGGUUGGAUAUUCCGGGUUCUGAGAACUGGGAGAGGAGUGUACACGGAAAACCGCAUACUAGUAACGGUACUCUAGCGGGGCAAGUGUAA